AUGGAAAAUCUUAAUGAAAAAUAUCAAGAUAUAAAGAAUUGCUCAUCUAGUAAAAAUGCAGACUUAGCAGGCUGGAGUUCGCUUCAAAAUCUCCCCACCAUUAACUCUUUGAAAGAAAAGGAAAGCUCUUAUGUUCACCCUUUAUCCAAGCAAACCUCUUCGUCUAUACUUAGUGAAAAGAGCCUUGCAUUAUGCACUGAAAAUUUGGGAUGUGAAACGGGAACUGAUCAUAUCAUUGAAAGCAGCAUUUUCUCAUUUUCAUCGGACGAGUCAAACACAGUACAAGCACAAUUAUCAUCAACAACAAAAACCGAUAUUCGAGUUGAAUAUACACCAUCUUCAGCAGCAAAUUACAAGGUGAUCGCUAACACUGAAAUUAGCUGCCGAAAACUUCCACCUCCUUUGACAACAUUAAGAGGGUCCAAUUCUCUACAAGUUAGCACACAAAGAGAAGGUGGUAGAUUAAUCAUCAAAGCCGUUGAAGCUCCAAAGGUGCGUACUUAUCUUCAUGCUGAGAGAAGCAAUGGCCGUCUUCGGCUAUGUUUCUUGAAAGAAUAUGGAAGCUCUGCUUCUAAAUUUGACUUAUACGAGAACGAAGAAUUAAAAGCUGAAAAUGGCAUCUUUGAAAGUGACAUUAGCAAUGAAGAAGAUGAUGAUUAUGAAGAAAAAAUGGAGGAACCAAAAGAUGAAGAAGAGGAAGAAAGUGGCAUGAACAUGAAAAGGGACAUGGAUGGAAAUAGUUAUGAUGUUGAGGUUGAAACUGGAAUAGGGAAUUGUCAAAGGGUACGUAGGUGCCAAGAAGGAAGGAAGGGCAAUAACAACUUUUGUGAUUGGAGGAAGCCUUUGUGGGUGGCUACUUCCUAA
Molecule: messenger RNA, 864 nt
Organism: Nicotiana attenuata
Lineage: Eukaryota; Viridiplantae; Streptophyta; Magnoliopsida; Solanales; Solanaceae
Product: protein FANTASTIC FOUR 3-like
Exons: 1
Coding region: 1-864 (287 amino acids)
Source: RefSeq, a predicted model, not a curated record